Molecule: messenger RNA, 1221 nt
Organism: Effrenium voratum
Lineage: Eukaryota; Dinophyceae; Suessiales; Symbiodiniaceae
Source: the annotation of a GenBank genome assembly
CUCUAAUCAUGAAUUGAAGACCCAAAUUCAAGAGCUCCGCCAUGGCCUGAGCGUGCUGUGCCGUGCCUGUCCCGCGCGUGCAUGGCUCGGUCCCGCUCCCGCAGCAGGCACCGUGGCCGCGGCCGUGACGACGGCCGCCGCCCCCGCGGACGCCGGGAGGUCCGUGAGCCGCGGGAGCCGCGGGAGCCGCGGGAGCCGCGCGCGUCUCCUCGCGAGAAGGAGGAGCCCAAGGAGGCAGGCAAGACAGCAAAAGACAAGGCCAAGGAGGCCAUGCUGAAAGAGCGGGAGAAGGCGCGCUUGAAGAAGCUUGAGCGCGAAGCCGCCCUGAAGGAGAAGGAGCAGCACAAGAAGGACGUCCGGGACCAGAAGCGAGAAGAGGCGUCCAUCGCCAUCACCGAGUCCGUGGAGAAGAGCGCCAAGCAAGCCAAGGAGGGCAAAGGCACUCCCCUCCGCAUCUCCGCGCAGUCAGAGGCAGAGCAGCGGGCAGAGGUGGCGAGGGCUGCCCGCAGCAUCUCCAAGCGCUUGGAGGCCAAAAGCGAGGCAGACGAAGAGAGCGUCAAGAAGCUCUUCGACUUGCUGGAUCGCAGCGGCAAGGGUGAGGUGUCACAGCGAGAUGUGCUGAUGGCCCUGAAGAAGCACCACCCGAUUCGGCAGCUUUUCGGUCUAGCUGGCUCCAACGGCGAGGCCUCGGCGCUCCAGCAGCGCUUGAACAACAUCCAGGAGGCCUUUGAGGCCGGCUCAGGUCUGGGUGAGGUUUCGCCGAUCUUCGCAUCUCUGAAGGAGGCGAGCAACUCCUCCUCCGCCUUCGCCUGGCCGGCCUUCCUGGCGGCCUGCCGCGAGCAGCUGCAGCCCAACGUGCUGGUUGCGGUGAACAGCUUGCCGCGGGAACACAGUCAGGGCAAGGCCUUCGUUGCGACCAAGCAGUGGACUGUGGUGCCCGCAGGCGCUGCUUGUCCAGUUGGCCUGGAGUAUCGAAUGGACAUGGAGACGGGUCAGACCCUAGCGCGGCUACCUCACAAGAAGGACUAGGCUGAGGCCUAGCCUAGGCAGGACGCAAGGGGCUGUUGCGUGGUUCGCCCAGUUCUGCGCUCACGAGGGCCGGAUACUGGUCGGGACUUGGAGCCCAUCGCUUGCGGCUCGCUCUGGAAGCGGCACGCGAAAUGGCAUGGAGCCGCUGUAUUCUAAGAGCUCGCAGUGGAUUGUGAUCGGUGGAAGUGGCAA